Molecule: messenger RNA, 1046 nt
Organism: Octopus bimaculoides (California two-spot octopus)
Lineage: Eukaryota; Metazoa; Mollusca; Cephalopoda; Octopoda; Octopodidae
Product: cysteine-rich hydrophobic domain-containing protein 2
Source: RefSeq, a predicted model, not a curated record
GUCAUGCUAGUAAACAGUUACGCUUCCGUCUUAGUUGGAGAAUGGCUGAUUUCGAUACUAUAUACCAAGAAGACGAUGCUGAAGUACCUUUAGAAGAAUUUAUCAUCACUGUUCCCGAUCCAGUAGUAAUUCGAGGGGCAGGAAAUGUCACAAUAUUUGGUCUUAGCAAUAAAUUUGAUACCGAAUUUCCAUCAGCCCUUUCAGCAAAGGUGGCUCCUGAAGAAUAUAAAGCCACAAUGUUACGCAUCAAUAGUGUCCUAAGGAAAGCACUGCCUGUUAAUGUAAAAUGGUUGUUCUGUGGCUGUGUAUGUUGCUGCUGUACCCUGGGCUGUUCACUGUGGCCAGUUGUUUGUCUCAGUAAAAGGACACGACAUUCUAUAGAAAAAGUUAUUGAAUGGGAAAACAAUCACCUGUAUCGUAAGCUUGGUCUAAACUGGCGACUGAGUAAACAACGAUGUGAUUCAAGCAGUAUGAUGGAAUAUGUAUUGAUGAUAGAAUUCAUUCCUAAAAUUCCCAUAUUUCGACCGGACUGAUGGUCAUUCUCUGUGGACCUUUCUUUUGUUUUGGGAGCUGGCAUGCUGUACUUGAAGUCUUUCAUGGUUACCAAUGGGAAUUGGGAGGAGGUUAACAUUGCUACAACCGAACAUGUCCCCUCCCAUUGCUGCUGCUGCUGCUGCUGUUGAGGGCUGUGGAAUCCUGGAACUUUAUACUAUCGGUUAAUUUGUCUUACUCGUUGCUGGGUUGACUCUAGUCCUCUCUUCUACCUCUUUCUCUCUCUCUCUCUCUCUCUUGUAUAGCUUUUUGAGUUACUUAAACAUAAACAAAAUAAACUCGAUAAAGUAUACACACUCACACACAUCAAUCCAGAGAUACAUGCCACUUUUCCACUUUCUCAUAAUUUCCCACUCCCCACCGCACUCUUAGACACGACCACUUUUCCACACUAUUCAGUAUUCUCACUUUUUCCACACACACACACACACACACACACACAGUCAUCUGCGUACACUCAGAUUUUCUCAUGCACACACACAUACGUACAUAUA